Messenger RNA from Schistosoma bovis, 582 nucleotides. The record is from the annotation of a GenBank genome assembly. Lineage: Eukaryota; Metazoa; Platyhelminthes; Trematoda; Strigeidida; Schistosomatidae.
AUGCUAAAAAAGCAAAUUUGCUCGUCACUGUGGUAUUGGACAUUAAAUUUCACAAUUUUGAAAAACACUCUAGCUGGGGGAAUUUCGAUCGUUGCUGGUUAUGUCACAGUAAUAGUUUGUCGGUACUAUGAUAUCUGGAAAACUAAAGAACUUUCGCAAAACGAUAGAAGACCAAAGUUGGAUCAUUUACGUUCCCUAACUCUGUCUCACAAUAAAAUAACGGAAAUACCUCAAGAGAUAUCAACUCUGCAAACUUUAGAACACCUGAAUCUCUUUAAUAAUUGUAUUAUGGAUAUCUCUCCAAAGAUUGUGGAGUUAACAUAUUUACGGUCUUUAAAUCUUGGGAUGAAUAAGCUGUCUGUCUUACCUCGCGGUUUCGGUGCUUUCCCUUCCCUCGAAAUUCUCGACUUGACAUAUAAUAACUUAAAAGAAACUAGUUUACCUGAUAAUUUCUUCAACUUGGUAACACUUAGAGCUCUAUACCUGUCAGACAAUGAUUUCGAACGCAUUCCACCUGGCAUUGGAAAGCUUUUGAAUUUGGAAAUAGUAAGGUUUAACAUUUUAAUUGAAUCAACAAAUUAG